AUGGGGCCCUCACGUCAAGUGUAUCUGCUUCCAUUGAAGGACGAUGGCUCUCCAGAUGUCCCCGGUGGAUACGUCUAUCUUCCUUCUCCGGGUGAUGAGGGUUACGUGCUUCGUUUCAUCAUCGAGGGAACCAGCUCAAUCUGUCGACAAGGUAGCCUCUGGGUCAACAUCCCAGCGGAGGGGAAGGCAUUUGAGCGAAGCUCGUUCCGCGAGUUCAGUUUAAAGCCCGAUUUCAAUCGCAACAUUCAGAUCGAUGUACCGAUCUCGAGUGCAGGCGCAUUUGCCUACUAUACGACUUUCACCCCGCUUCCGGAGUUCUCCGUAGAAGCCGUGCCCACGCCAAAGCCUACACAGACUCCUGUUCACUACAUCGAUGUAUCGCCGAAACUGACCCUCCAGGGGAAGCAUUUGCCUCUCAAUGCGCUCUCCAUUUUCUCACUGAUCUCCAAGUUCAUGGGAGCCUAUCCUGGAGAUUGGGAUAAGCAUUUGCAUGGCAUUAGCCAGCGAAACUAUAAUAUGGUCCACUUCACACCUCUCAUGCAACGCGGCGACUCUAAUUCCCCCUACAGUAUCUAUGACCAACUGACCUUUGACUCUGCCUUCUUCCCUAAUGGCGAGAAAGACAUUGCGUCGCUCGUGUCACGCAUGGAGAAGGAAUACGGUCUGUUGACGCUGACUGAUGUUGUCUGGAAUCACACAGCCAACAACAGUGCUUGGCUGGAGGAGCAUCCGGAGGCCGGCUAUAGUGUGGAAACUGCUCCCUGGCUGGAGUCGGCGCUGGAGCUGGAUACUGCGCUAUUGAAGUUCGGUGAGGACCUGGAGAGUCUGGGUCUUCCGACUGAGUUCAAGUCUGCGGAAGACUUGGUGAAGGUCAUGAAUGUUCUGCGUAAGAAUGUCAUCGAUGGGAUCCGGCUGUGGGAAUUCUAUGCACUCGAUGUGGAGGCCAACAAAAAGAAGAUUCUGGACGCUUGGAAGGGCGAGAGAAUCGCCCCCGCGGCUAUCCGGCACAUCGACCUCAGCAAGUUCGGUCAACUCACACCCAAGGAGCAAGCCCAACUAGUGCGCGACCACGGCAUCCCUGCUUCAAUGCAGGUCUAUGGGCGAUUCGGCCGUUCCGUGGACGCCAAGUUUGGCGCCGCUGUCCUGACGGUGCUGCACGGGGAUUAUAACCAGGAUUCGUCUGCCGCCGAGGCAUCCAUCUCUACCCUUCUUGAUGCGGUCAACUUGCCGCUCUACGAGGAAUUCGACAAGGAUGUUGCGGAUAUCAUGGACCAGCUUUACAACCGCAUCAAGUAUCUCCGCGUCGACGACCACGGACCCAAGCUGGGCCCUGUGACCAAGGAGAAUCCUCUGAUAGAGACAUACUUCACGCGUCUUCCUCUCAACGAAGUUACGAAGAAACACAGCCCCAAGGCACUCGCUCUGGUAAACAAUGGCUGGAUCUGGAAUGCCGAUGCAAUGCGUGAUAACGCUGGACCUGACUCCAAAGCCUACCUUCGCCGCGAGGUCAUCGUGUGGGGCGAUUGCGUGAAGCUUCGUUAUGGUCAAUCGCCAAAGGACAACCCCUUCCUCUGGGAUUUCAUGACCAAGUACACCCAGUUGAUGGCCAAGUACUUCAGCGGUUUCCGCAUUGACAACUGCCACUCUACCCCACUGGUUGUUGCGGAGUACCUAUUGGACAAAGCGCGCGAGGUGCGCCCGAACUUGACCGUCUUCGCAGAGCUAUUCACGGGUUCCGAAGAGGCUGAUUACGUCUUCGUCAAGCGCCUUGGAAUCAACGCCUUGAUUCGUGAGGCUAUGCAGGCUUGGAGCACUGCUGAGCUCAGCCGGCUGGUUCAUCGUCACGGUGGACGCCCGAUUGGAAGCUUCGACGUGGAUCUGCCAUCGGCUGGCAGCAGUCAUGCCAUUGCAUCUGCAGAGUCUGGAGUGGCUUCGGAAGAGAUCACGCACAUCCGCCCAUCCCCAGUCCAGGCCCUGUUCAUGGACUGUACUCAUGACAAUGAGGUUCCUGCCCAGAAACGUGAUGCCCGUGACACCCUGCCCAACGCUGCACUCGUCGCCAUGUGUGCCUCGGCCAUUGGAAGUGUCAUGGGCUACGAUGAGCUCUACCCACAACUCAUUGAGCUUGUUCACGAGAAGCGACAGUACACCUCGCCAUUCUCCGGUGAUCAGAAACUCGAAGUCGGUGCUGGAGAAGGUGGCAUCGGCGGCGUGAAGAGGCUCCUCAAUGACCUCCACACAAUGAUGGGUGUGGAGGGUUACGACGAGACCCAUAUUCAUCAUGACGGAGAAUACAUUACCGUUCAUCGGGUGCACCCCAAGACAAGAAAGGGUAUUUUCCUGAUUGCCCACACGGCUUUCCCCGGUCAUGAGAGCGGUGCUGUUUUGGCCCCAACUCACAUCGCCGGUACCCAGGCCAAGCACAUUGGAUCUUGGGUCCUCGAGGUCGACAGCAGUCCUGAGAUGAAAUCAAAGGUUGGCGGCGACGACAAGUACCUCAAGGGUCUUCCUAGUCGCGUGCGUGACAUUGAUGCGACAAAUAUUGAUAGCGAUGGAAAAGAUGUCACCAUCUCCGCAACACGUGGUCUUGUUCCCGGGUCGAUCGCUCUCUUCGAAACGUGGAUUCCUGGUGCCGAGCACGUCAGCGGUUUGGACAACUUCCUUUCAGCGGGUGCUGACGAGGCCUUUGCCGGCCUGAGCCUAGUUGAUCUGAACUUUGCGCUUUACCGUUGCGAUGCCGAGGAGAGGGACUUCUCCAAUGGCGAGGAUGGUGUUUACAACAUUCCCAAGCACGGCUCCCUGGUUUACGCAGGUCUCCAAGGAUGGUGGAGUGUUCUCGAAGACAUUAUCAAGUACAACCAACUUGGCCACGCGCUUUGUGACCACCUCCGUGAGGGCCAGUGGGCCUUGGACUACAUUGUCGGGCGUAUGGAGAAGACUGCCCGCAAAGAGACCUUCUCUACCCUUCAAAAGCCCGCCGCAUGGUUGCGUGAGAAAUUCGACGCUGUCCGUGGCUUGCCUAACUUCUUGCUUCCUCGGUACUUUGCUAUCAUCCUGCAAGUGGCCUACAAUGCUGCAUGGAAGGCAGGUAUUCAUCACUUCAGUGACAAUGUUCGCCACGGUCAAGAGUUCAUCCAUCAAUUGGCUAUGGUCAGCGUCCAACAAACCGGCUACGUCAACUCGGCUUCCUUGUGGCCCACCAAGCAAGUACCUAGCCUGGCGGCGGGUCUACCUCAUUUUGCCGUUGACUGGGCGAGAUGCUGGGGUCGCGAUGUCUUUAUCUCCAUUCGUGGUCUCUUUUUGUGCACUGGACGUUUCGAUGACGCCAAGGAGCACAUUCUUGCGUUCGCGAGCGUACUCAAGCACGGCAUGAUUCCCAACCUUCUGAGCAGUGGCAAGUUGCCUCGAUACAACUCUCGCGACUCCGUCUGGUUCUUCCUGCAAGCCAUUCAAGACUAUACCCAGAUGGCUCCGAACGGCAAGAGCCUCUUGCAGGAAAAGGUGCCUCGCCGAUUCUUGCCAUAUGACGAUACCUGGUUCCCCUUCGAUGACCCCCGAGCCUACUCCAAAUCCCCCACCGUUCUCGAGGUAAUUCAGGAAGUCUUCCAGCGACACGCAGAGGGUAUGUCUUUCCGUGAAUACAACGCAGGACCCGAUCUCGAUUGCCAGAUGAAGCCCGAGGGAUUCCAGAUCGAUAUCAAGGUCGAUUGGGAGACUGGCAUCAUUUUCGGUGGAAGCCAGGACAAUUGCGGUACUUGGCAAGAUAAGAUGGGAGAGAGUGAGAAGGCAGGUAGCAAGGGUGUUCCCGGUACCCCUCGCGAUGGAGCUGCUAUUGAGAUUACCGGUCUUCUCUACAGCGCGCUGAACUGGGUCUCGAAGUUGCACGAGUCCAAGGCCUACCCUCACUCGGGUGUUGACCUGGGCAAUGGAAAGUCCGUCACUUUCAAGGAGUGGUCUCAGAAGAUCAAGGCCAAUUUUGAGCGUUGCUACUAUGUGCCACUGGACGCCAAGGAUGACGCUCAAUACGACGUCGACGCCAAUGUGGUCAACCGCCGUGGAAUUUACAAGGACCUUUACCGAUCUGGCAAACCUUUCGAGGAUUACCAGCUUCGCGGCAAUUACCCCAUUGCCAUGACCGUGGCUCCUGAGCUGUUCACCCCAGAAAAGGCUCUGAAGGCGCUUUCCAUUGGCGACUCGGCUAUCUUGGGUCCUGUCGGCGUGGCCACCUUGGAUCCUUCCGACCUCAACUACCGUCCUUAUUACAACAAUUCGGAGGACUUCAGCGACUUCUCAACUUCCAAGGGUCGUAACUACCACCAAGGUCCUGAAUGGGUCUGGCAACGAGGAUACUUCCUCCGAGCCUUGCUUCACUUCGAUCUCCUCCGUCGCAAGACUGGCGAGGAGCGGACCGAAUCCUUCCAGCAAGUCACUCGCCGACUCGAUGGAUGUAAGAAGGCUCUGCGGGAAAGCCCAUGGAAGGGUUUGACCGAGUUGACCAACAAGAAUGGCGAACAUUGUGAAGAUUCGUCGCCGACACAGUCAUGGUCCGCCGGUUGCCUGCUCGACCUUUACUACGAUGCCGCUCAACUUUCCUAG
This is a messenger RNA of Penicillium diatomitis, 4596 nucleotides long. RefSeq names its product putative glycogen debranching enzyme Gdb1. NCBI's taxonomy places the organism in Eukaryota, Fungi, Ascomycota, Eurotiomycetes, Eurotiales, Aspergillaceae. The transcript has 3 exons. Gene Ontology annotation, biological process: glycogen catabolic process; glycogen biosynthetic process. The record is from RefSeq and is a predicted model, not a curated record. Gene Ontology annotation, molecular function: amylo-alpha-1,6-glucosidase activity; 4-alpha-glucanotransferase activity. Bases 1 to 4596 code for a protein of 1531 amino acids.